Rubroshorea leprosula is the source of this 4563-nucleotide messenger RNA. The record is from the annotation of a GenBank genome assembly. Lineage: Eukaryota; Viridiplantae; Streptophyta; Magnoliopsida; Malvales; Dipterocarpaceae.
UCUUUUGCCCUCUACAUUUUCGGUUCCUGUUUCCUUUGUUUUCUUUUCCACUAGUAUAAAUCUUCUAAGAGUUUGGUGCCGUGAUGGAGAGUGCUGAUCUUUAUAAAGCAAGUAGUAGUUUACGAGCAGGAAGUUACACCACAUGGAGGAACAGCCCCAUUGAUCCGUUCUCGAGCUCUUCACGAAAUGAAGACGAUGAGGAAGCUCUUAAGUGGGCAGUUCUGGAGAAACUGCCCACCUUUGCUAGGUUGAGGAAAGGAAUACUGACCACCUCCAAUGGUGGCGCCGCUGAAAUUGAGGUUGAUAACCUCGGGUCGCAAGAAAGGAAGACUUUGGUGGAGAGGUUGGUGAAAGUCGCAGAAGAGGAUAAUGAGCGGUUCUUGAUAAAACUCAAGGAACGCAUAGACAAGGAAGAAAAAGGCAUUCUGCUGUUCUUCUGUCAAGUUUCUAGGCAACUAAACAGAGGAACUCUGUUAUGGGUCGGAAUUGAUCUUCCCACCAUUGAAGUAAGAUUUGAGAACCUGACUGUUGAAGCAGAAGCUUACGUGGGAAGUAGAGCACUGCCAACAUUGAUUAAUUUCACCACGAACAUGCUAGAGGGUUUCUUGAAUUAUCUCCAUGUUCUUCCAAGUAGAAAGAAACACUUGACCAUCCUCAAAGAUGUCAGUGGGAUUAUUAAACCAGGAAGAAUGACAUUGCUUUUGGCUCCUCCAAGUUCUGGAAAGACAACUCUCCUGCUAGCUUUAGCUGGGAGGCUUGAUCCUAAUCUCAAGUGUUGCGGAAGAGUGACGUACAACGGCCAUGGCAUGGAUGACUUUGUGCCUCAGAGAACUGCUGCGUACAUCAGUCAACAUGAUGUCCACAUAGGGGAAAUGACUGUGAGGGAAACACUAGCCUUUUCUGCAAGAUGCCAAGGGGUUGGAACCCGUUAUGACAUGUUAGUUGAGCUCUCAAGAAGAGAGAAAGCCGCAAGUAUAAUGCCUGAUCCCGACAUGGAUAUCUUCAUGAAGGCAGCGGCCAUUGAAGGGCAAGAAACCAAUGUAAUGACAGACUAUAUUCUAAAGGUUUUAGGACUAGAAGUAUGUGCAGAUACAAUGGUGGGGGAUGAAAUGGUUAGAGGCAUCUCCGGAGGACAAAAGAAACGUGUAACCACUGGGGAAAUGCUGGUUGGACCAACAAAGGCACUGUUUAUGGACGAGAUAUCUACUGGUUUGGAUAGUUCAACAACUUUCCACGUUGUGAACUCUCUCAAGCAUUAUGUUCACAUUCUUAAAGGAACUGCAGUCAUCUCUCUUCUCCAGCCAACGCCAGAGACUUACAGUCUUUUUGAUGACAUUAUCCUCCUUUCUGAUGGACAUAUUGUAUACCAAGGUCCUUGUGAUCAGGUUUUGCCUUUUUUUGAAUCCAUGGGCUUCAAGUGCCCUGAAAGAAAAGGCGUGGCAGACUUUUUACAAGAAAUGACAUCAAAGAAAGAUCAAAUGCAAUAUUGGAUAGGAAGAGACGAUCCUUAUAGGUUUGUCACCGCAAAGCAAUUUGCUGAUGCAUUCCAGUCAUUUGAGGUGGGAGUGAGACUUGUGGAUGAGCUUGCAACCCCAUUUGACAAGACCAAGAGUCACCCGGCUGCUUUGACAACAAGAAAAUAUGGUGUUAGCAGGAAAGAGUUGUUGAAGGCUUGCUUCUCAAGAGAAUUCCUUCUGAUGAGGCGAAACUCAUUUGUCUACAUCUUCAAGCUAAUCCAACUGUUGGUCAUGGCUUUCACUACUAUGACACUUUUCCAACGAACUAAGAUGAACAAAGAUACAGAAUUAGGUGGAGUAAUUUACACUGGUGCCUUGUUCUUUGGUCUGAUUGCGAACUUGUUUAAUGCAUUGGCAGAGUUGUCUAUGACCAUUGCUAAGCUUCCUGUGUUUUACAAGCAAAGAGACCUGUUAUUCUAUCCUUCGUGGGCAUUUGCUCUACCAACUUGGAUACUUAAGAUCCCUAUUUCACUUGUAGAGGUUGCCUUUUGGGUAUUCAUCACCUAUUAUGUCAUUGGCUUUGAUUCUAAUGUCGGAAGGUUGUUUAGGCAGUACCUUCUUCUCGUGGUUUUUAAUCAGAUGUCCUCUGGAUUAUUCCGUUUCCUUGCAGCAACUGGUAGAAACAUGGUUGUUGCUAAUACAUUUGGGACAUUUGCCCUAGUAACACUGUUUGCUUUGGGUGGUUUUGUCCUGUCGCGAGAACAAAUCAAGAAAUGGUGGAUAUGGGGUUACUGGAUUUCACCUUUGAUGUAUGGACAGAAUGCAAUAAUGGUCAAUGAGUUCCUUGGAAAGAGUUGGAGACGUGUUCUUUCAAACUCAACAGAAGUUCUUGGAAUCAAAGUUUUGAAGUCUCGUGGAUUUUUCACUGAUCCAUAUUGGUAUUGGUUAGGGUUCGGGGCAUUGCUUGGAUUCACAAUAUUAUUCAACCUGUGUUUCACUUUGGCUCUUACUUAUCUCAAUCCAUUUGGGAAGCCUCAAGCUAUUAUACCAGAUGAACCACAAAGUAAUGAACAAGCUGUUGAAACUGGGGGAGCUAUCCAUUUAUCUACAUAUGAAAAUAGCACCAGUAAGAAAACUGAAACUAGUGAAGUUCAAAUUACAGGAAGAAACUCAUCAUCCAAGUCCACAUCUGUGUCAUUGGCAGCUUUUGAGGUCAUUAGUAACAAGAAAAAGGGAAUGGUUCUUCCAUUCGAGCCACAUUCAAUCACCUUUGAUGACAUUACCUAUUCUGUUGACAUGCCACAGGAAAUGAAAGAGCAAGGUGUUGGUGAAGAUAAGUUAGUCCUGUUGAAUGGUGUUAGUGGUUCAUUUAGACCCAGAGUUCUCACAGCUCUAAUGGGUGUCAGUGGUGCUGGUAAAACUACUCUAAUGGAUGUACUGGCUGGUAGGAAAACUGGUGGCUACAUUUAUGGGAACAUAACAGUUUCAGGCUACCCCAAAAAGCAAGAAACGUUUGCUCGAAUAGCUGGAUACUGUGAGCAAAAUGAUAUUCACUCUCCUCAUGUUACUGUCUACGAGUCCUUGCUCUAUUCAGCUUGGCUUCGAUUGCCUCCUGAAGUUAAUGCUGAAACUAGAAAGAUUUUCAUUGAGGAAGUGAUUGAACUUGUUGAACUGAAUCCAUUACGUGAAGCACUGGUAGGAUUGCCAGACGUAAACGGUUUGUCCACUGAGCAGCGCAAGAGACUAACCAUUGCAGUUGAGCUAGUGGCAAACCCUUCUAUAAUAUUCAUGGAUGAGCCUACUUCUGGACUUGAUGCAAGAGCUGCAGCUAUUGUUAUGAGAACAGUUAGGAACACAGUGGAUACUGGAAGAACAGUUUUGUUUCUAUUGAAAAUGGGAGGACAAGAAAUAUAUGUAGGCCCAUUAGGUCACCAAUCUUCCUAUCUCAUCGAGUACUUUGAGGGAAUUCAAGGAGUCAACAAAAUCAAAGAUGGAUAUAAUCCUGCAACUUGGAUGCUAGAAGUUACCACUGCAGCACUGGAAUUAGAUUUGGGAAUUAAUUUUGCUGAAGUCUACAAGAACUCAGAGCUAUACAAGACAAACAAAGAACUCAUCAAAGACUUGAGCACACCGGCUCCUGGUUCAAAAGAACUUUAUUUUCCUACAAAGUACUCUCAGUCAUUCCUGACUCAAUUUGUAGCUUGCUUAUGGAAGCAACACUGGUCAUACUGGCGUAACCCGCUAUACACUGCCGUGAGGUUUCUUUUCACAACCAUUAUAGCUUUGAUGUUUGGGACAAUGUUCUGGGACCUUGGAUCCAAAAAGACAAAGCAACAAGAUUUGUUCAACGCAAUGGGUUCCAUGUACGCAGCUGUUCUCUUCAUUGGCGUCCAGAAUGCUUCAUCCGUGCAGCCAGUUGUGGCCAUUGAAAGGACAGUAUUUUACAGAGAAAGAGCUGCUAGAAUGUACUCAGAAAAGUCAUAUGCUAUUGCACAGGUCUUAAUUGAGCUCCCAUAUGUUUUUGCUCAAGCAGUUGUUUAUGGUGUCAUAGUUUAUGCAAUGAUUGGAUUCGAGUGGACUCCUACCAAGUUCUUUUGGUACCUAUUCUUCAUGUACUUCACGUUACUGUACUUCACCUACUAUGGGAUGAUGGCAGUGGCUGUGACUCCAAACCACCAUAUCGCUGCCAUUGUAUCCUCUGCCUUCUAUGGAAUAUGGAACCUCUUUUCUGGAUUCGUAGUUCCUCGUCCUAGGAUUCCUAUAUGGUGGAGAUGGUACUAUUGGCUAUGUCCAGUGUCUUGGACCCUAUAUGGAUUGGUGGUAUCACAAUUUGGAGAUUUGAAGAACCAAAUGGAAUCAGGCGAAACUGUUGAAGAAUUCCUGAAGAGUUACUUUGGAUUUAGACAUGAUUUUCUUGGAGUAGUGGCAGCUGUGGUUUUGGGGUUCACAGUACUCUUUGCAGCCAUCUUUGCUAUGUCCAUGAAGGUGUUUAAUUUCCAAAGGCGUUAGAGCUUUAUUAUGAAUUUUGUAUACAGAAGAAGCAAGUUAAAGCCUUAUAUUUUCGUGAUUUUCAAAAUAAGCGUCACAAUAAGGCUGGCAUUUCACU